Molecule: messenger RNA, 3507 nt
Organism: Cyprinodon variegatus (sheepshead minnow)
Lineage: Eukaryota; Metazoa; Chordata; Actinopteri; Cyprinodontiformes; Cyprinodontidae
Gene: ptpn3
Product: protein tyrosine phosphatase, non-receptor type 3
Exons: 28
Coding region: 320-2947 (875 amino acids)
Biological process (GO): protein dephosphorylation
Cellular component (GO): cytoskeleton; cytoplasm; cytoplasmic side of plasma membrane
Molecular function (GO): protein tyrosine phosphatase activity; protein binding
Source: RefSeq, a predicted model, not a curated record
ACUGCAGCCAGGGAUGUGAAACUUGUCCCGGAUAUUUACCUAACUCUACCUGGCCUCUCCGACGCGCCCCGUCCUGUGCUCCUGACGGCGGACACUCGGACGGAUAUACCCUCGAAAAAACUUGAACUUGUACGGGAGCCGUUGUAGCGAGCCGCCCCCGAAACACGACCGCCCAGUGGUUGGAGGAAAGUUUGUCCGCGAGGGAGCCAGAUCAACCCACCUGGAAAUUCAAGACAGGACCCAUGUCCCCUCUCAGCAGUGAGGCGAGGGCGGCGUGUUUGUCUUGAAGAGGGAGGCAGGGGUUACCGUGGUAACAGACAUGCCAAAGCCGGACCUACUCUGCCUUGUUCAGCUGCUGGACGGCACCAUCGAGACCUUCAGAGUCAGCAAGCAGGAUGAAGGCGUGGUUCUGUUGGACCUGGUAUUCAACCACCUGGGCCUGCAGGAGAAGCAGCUCUUCAGUCUGCAGAUCAGAGAGUCGAGCACCGCCAUCACCUCCAUCACAGCCAACACGCUCUCUCCAAGAUGGUUAGAGCCAGAGAAGCCCUUAAAGAAGCAGAUAAAAGGUCUUGCUUCCCCCUUUUAUCUGAACUUCAGAGUGCGAUUCUUCAUGUCCGAUCCUAACUCUCUCCAGCAUGAGCAGACCAGGCAUCUGUACUUCCUCCAGAUCAGGAGCGACAUCAGGGAAGGACGGUUGCAGUGUCCGCUGAGUGCAGCUGUAGUGUUGGCUUCUUACGCGGUGCAGUCGGAGAUGGGGGAUCAUUCUCCAUCCAGACAACCUGGGUACCUUUCAAAAUGCCACUUCAUCCCCGAGCAGGAUGAAGACUUCCUUUCUAAAGUGGAGGAUCUGCAUCCACAGCACAAGGGGCUUAAGCAGAGUGAGGCGGAGCUGUGUUUUCUCAAUACUGCACGGACGCUGGAGCUGUAUGGAGUGGAGCUACAUGCUGCCAUGGACACCAGCGAUACACCUCUAAUGGUGGGUUUGGCCUCGAGUGGCGUUGCUGUGUUUUGUAACAUGAUUUGCUCCAGUUUCUUCCCCUGGGGGAACAUCAUCAAGAUAUCCUAUAAAAGGAGGCGCUUCGUUGUACACCUGAAACGUAAACACGGGGAGACCCAAGACUGUGAGGUGUCCCUGAUGCUGCCCUGCCCCAAAACGUGUAAGAACCUAUGGCGGUCCUGUGUGGAUCAUCACUCCUUCUUCUCCUCCAGCCGGACUUCCAGAACUCCCAAAUACAACAGCAGCACAGUGAAGGGAUACAAACAGCUGAUAACGCAGCACCUGGGCCUGAGCAACAGUAAAACUGAAGAUGGUCCGGUGUGCCAGAGGGUAGUUGGAGGAAUGGUGUGGAACCCAGUUCUCAGAAGGUCUGUUUCAGCAGAGCAUCUGGAGACCAAGAGUCUGCCCUCCAGAUCACCGCCAUCAACCCCCAACUGGAGAAGUCCCAGAGUCCGCCAUGAGAUGAGGAAGCCCCGCCCAUCGUCGGUGGAGCUCAGCACGGACCUGAAAGACAUGUCGGAGGGAGAGGAUGUCUUCUACACGUACAGGGCCUCUGUGGGCAGCAGUAAGGACAGCGAAGGAGACGCAUCGCCUCAUCACUUUUCUGGUUCCAACAGUCGGGGAACUGGUGAGGGUUUGUUGCAAGCCGAAGACAGCAUAGGAGAAGAUGACAGCCCACCCUUCUACAAUAAAGAUGCUCUUGGUGACGGUGACCUCAUGCUGAUAUGCAUCACUCCAGACCACGAGGGCAAAUUUGGCUUCAAUGUUAAAGGUGGAGUGGAUCAGAAGAUGCCUCUGGCAAUAUCACACGUUAAACCUGAUUCCCCGGCAGGUCGAUCUGAACCAAGACUGCAGGAGGGAGACCUGGUGGUCCUCAUCAAUGGUCGGGACAUUUCUGAGCACACGCACGACCAGGUGGUCAUGUUCAUACGAGCCAGCCGAGAGUCUCACUCCAGGCAGCUGGCUCUGCUCAUCAGACGAAAAGGUCCAGGCCGGGUCAUGCCUCAGCUGCAGCUGUCUUUUGCCGCCCUGUCGCUCACCAUCCCAGCACAGGAAAACAAACCGCAGUCACCUGGUCAGCUGGACCGGGCCGCCACGUUGGAGGAAUCGAUGAAGCAGCUAGAGAGAGGGAUACAGUCUGGAACACUAUCUUUCCAUUUUGAGAAUCUGUACAAGAGGAAGCCUGGUUUGUCCCUAUGCUGUGCACGGCAGCCUGAGAACCAGGAAAAGAAUCGCUACAGAGACGUGUUGCCUUACGAUGAAACCCGAGUGGUGCUGCAGGGGAAGGACGACUACAUAAAUGCCAGCCACAUCACGGUGGCACCCCCUGAGUCUGGUGUGUGUUUACGUUACAUCGCAGCUCAAGGUCCACUACCACAGACCUGCACUCAUUUUUGGCAAACUGUAUGGGAGCAGCAGACACACACCAUCAUCAUGCUUACAACUCUAACAGAGAGGGGACGGACCAAGUGCCACCAGUACUGGCCACAUCCGCCGGAGGUGAAGGAUUAUGGCCACUUGUCGGUGAAGUGUCACUCAGAGGAGUGUAACCUGGCGUACGUGACGAGGCAGUUCACUCUGAGGCACAAAAAGCUAGGUGAGGAGCGAGCAGUAACACACUUGCAGUACGUCGCUUGGCCGGACCACGGCGUACCCGACGACCCCUCGGACUUCCUGCUCUUCAUCAGCUCGGUGAGGGAGAGGAGAAGAGGCAAAGAUCCGCUGAUGGUACACUGCAGUGCAGGGAUUGGGCGGACAGGUGUUCUGAUCACCAUGGAGACGGCGCUGAGUCUGUUGGACGAGGGUCGUCCGGUGUUCCCGCUGGACAUUGUUAAAACACUAAGAGACCAGCGAGCUAUGAUGGUUCAGACCACGUGUCAGUUCCAGUUUGUAUGUGAGGCGGCCCUUCGAGUCUACAAAGAAAAACAGGAGGAAUCAAAAGCAACGUAAUCUGAAUCAACGGCAGGACAAGACCAGGCGCACUGCCCUGCCUCUGUUAACAGGAGGGGACUUCUGGAGAGCUCUAACAGAUUAAACUCAGCCAGGCUUAUGGCAGUGGAACACAUUUGAUAAUGAGAGUGUAACAAGCUGCAGAGCACAGCUGUCUGCGCAAGGAAAGAGUACAAAUAUUCAACCUAGUUGGACUUUUAAAUGCUAAAAGGUACAUUAAGCUUAUAGAGACUGUGGUCUCCAUAGAGACUGAUGUAGGACUGACGUGAGCUGCUAAUUUCUGUUCAAGAGGCCUCUCGGGAAUGAUGCUUCUACUUGUUAAGCUACAUGUGCCUUAGACUGAAGCCUUCCAGUCUGAAUCCAUCAAGGACAGCAGAGGCAGAGUCAAACUGUUGUAAUUUUGAAUUUAUCUCUGACUCCUGAGAUGAAGAGCAAAGCUGACUAGAUGGCUGUGGCAGAUAUCAAGUCAAGGAGGGAGCAGAGCUGCUUCCUGACUGCCAGAGGUGCACCAGAUUCACUGUUCAUCACUUUUUAAAUUAUUCAAACUCUAAAUAAACUCA